CCCCCAUCACUAGAGAGAAGCAGAAAAGAUAGCGAAUCAGAUCUCAUCCAUAGCACCGAAGAAUUAUUCCGGGAUUUGAAGCAAAUGCAAGAGGCAUGGCUCCAUGAAGCUAUCGGUACUUCAGAGACUGAACAGUACGUGCCAGAUUUCCACUUAAACUUUGGUGUCGCGUCAAGGGUAAAGCUGGAGGUAAACAACCACUGCUGCCAGCCGUGUCGCCGCCUCAGCCACAUGCCGACGCCAAACUUCGAGUACGGCGAGCGAACGUUCGUCAGUGGUAGCCUGACCUGCGAGCAAGACUCGUCCACAGGGGGGCGCUACGAGAUGCCGUCGCCGAUCUCAAGCUGUCAGACGUCGCCGACGUCUGUGACGACGUCGCCUCGGUCUUACGUGAAGAAGGAGACGCGCGUGAGCUAUCAGGCAGACAUGUACCACUGUAUGCCCGAUAUAAGGAGAAUCCGCAACUAA
Messenger RNA from Priapulus caudatus, 468 nucleotides. RefSeq lists its product as uncharacterized. Gene Ontology annotation, biological process: regulation of DNA-templated transcription. Lineage: Eukaryota; Metazoa; Priapulida; Priapulimorpha; Priapulimorphida; Priapulidae. Gene Ontology annotation, cellular component: nucleus. The record is from RefSeq and is a predicted model, not a curated record. Gene Ontology annotation, molecular function: DNA-binding transcription factor activity. The transcript has 5 exons. Bases 85 to 468 code for a protein of 127 amino acids.